CUUCAGGGAACAAUCUCGACAUCUUUUAAUAAAAUGAGACCGUAUUUACUUAUUUCCGCUUUCGUUGUAAUUGCCAUUGCCAAUGCACAGUUGCUACCCAAUUUCGUUCCCGCAUUCCCAGAUAAUCCCCUAGACGGGAAACCCUGGACCGGACCAAUUGCUGACCAUAAAUUAGGUGUACACCCAAGUGACACUCCAGAGGUAGCCGCAGCUAAAGCUCAGCAUUUUAAUGUUUAUAACGCAGUCCUUAAAACUUUACCCAUACUACCUCCAGAAGAAACCAAAGUGAACGUAAACAUUCCUGUUCCAAUUCCAACUGCUCAUAUCCCACAACAUUUAAUACCGGUUGUUCCAGAAUAUCAACCACAAGUACAUCACCCUCAACCUCUAGCAUUCCCAACUCCUUCCAGCUUAUUUAGGAUCCCAGAAUCUAUUAAUAAAAAAAUUGAUGUAUUUGCCGAAGAAAUUCCCAGGAGUGAGUUUGGUGAAGUACCAGAAGUAGCUGCAGCCAGGGCCACUCAUCUGAAGGCAUUUGAAGAAGCUAAAAGAAUUGCUGCUAAACCUAUAGAGCACCUAGUACAGCCCCAAAACCAUCGAUGA
Messenger RNA from Anthonomus grandis grandis, 600 nucleotides. RefSeq lists its product as uncharacterized. Bases 34 to 600 code for a protein of 188 amino acids. Lineage: Eukaryota; Metazoa; Arthropoda; Insecta; Coleoptera; Curculionidae. The record is from RefSeq and is a predicted model, not a curated record. The transcript is spliced from 3 exons.